Molecule: messenger RNA, 9801 nt
Organism: Porites lobata
Lineage: Eukaryota; Metazoa; Cnidaria; Anthozoa; Scleractinia; Poritidae
Source: the annotation of a GenBank genome assembly
CGACAACCAGCUAUUGGAAGAUACAAAGUUCAGACCAGCGACUGCGGAAUGGAACUACAACUUUGUCAAGUUGCAUUUAUACUGACGACGCUUUUUGGCGAAUUUGACGCGAGAGCUAUUCUCUCGAGACAUUCUGAGAUAACGAGACCUGACCAAUCUUUGGUAAGUGUUAGACCUCGUGUCUAUACGGUAUAUUGAAGAGAGCUAGGAAGCGUGCAAUUAUCUUAAGCUGCAUGUGGAAUACCCUGUUUAAUACAUGUACUCCGUCAAGCCCAGGCGUUCAGUUCAUGCUUCAAAGAGCCUGAUACUUAGCGCCUCAAUAUUGAGCUAUUAUGGCAGUGGUGUGAGCGUAUGUAUGUAUCUCUGUGGCUUUGUGGCUUUGUGUGUUCGGAUUUUUGUUGCAGGAGCCAAUAAGGUUGAAGGUACUAUGAGUUGAUGCAAGGAACCAAUGAGAUUUUGGCAUCUAAACAUGACAUUGCUUAAGGUCAAACAAGGGCACUUUGAGACCUCCAUCUUGAUUCUUCAUAAUUUUUUCGCCUUUUAUUAUGGCUAAGGGUGUUUAGAAGCAUAACACUGAAAUAUCUUCAGGAUUCAAACGCUUUGCACAGCGAUGCAGCCGUUUAAAAGUUCAUAUUUUAGUGUGGGUGCUGCCUCAAGACAUUUCUGACCUAAUUCGGCUAUCGCGAAGGGUAAGAUCGCACGUAUUUCACAAUUUAUAAGUUAUGUUUCACCUGCUUCAAGGUAGAGUAUGAAAGUUCAAAUAUUUUUCAAAGUAAAAUUAAAUUAGGGAGUAUCCGGCCUAUAAAUUUUGUUUUUAAGAAAUUUAAAAGGCAGCUUAUGUUUUUUCGAAAGCUGUACCGAGUAAGUUAAUCCAGUAAACAAUCUUUAUUCUCUCGCUUACAAAGUUCAACAGACCUUUUUCGUUCCGGCAAAAAAACGUGAUACAUGCUUGCUGCUUAAGAGUCAUUAUAGUUAUUGAAAUGUAUUUUACAUUUAGUAAAGAUGCGUAGAAAGUAGAAACAGUAGCAUUAGGGAAUAAAAUGGGAAGGAGCUAGUUGACAAAAUAAUUAGACAUUGUUUUAUUGAGUGGAAUAACAUGAUAUGAGUAGAAAUAUAUUUCGGCAGUUUGAUAAUUUUCUUGGAAGGAAAUAAAUGUUAGGCUGUCCUUAACGUUGUCGGAAGCAUACCGUAAAAUUCUGAAAAUAAGCCCCGGGGCUUAUAUUUUUCAAAGACCCUUUUUGAGGGCUUAUUUUUGGAGGGGCCUAUAUUCGGAGGGGCUUAUCUACGGAGGGAAAUUUGUGUUUCAAAAUCGAUUGGGCUAUUCUUAUAGUUGGAAGUAAAUUUUCCGUUUUUGCUUUGUUUUACUUUGUAUUUGAGGGCAAUUUUCUAAGUACAAGCCCCCCCGGGGGGCGGGCUUAUAUUUGGAGGGGCUUAUUUUUGGAAUUUAAGGUAAUUUAAUUGCAGAUGUGAUACAGCCGAAGUGAUUUCUGAAAACCGUUUAAACAAAUUUUCUUGUAAACAAUUUGCGUUCUUUUAUUUACGAAUUGUAAAAGGGACAAAGUCCAACAUUGUCACAUGCAUAUUGUGUUGGAUUACUGAGCGCUUACCAUUUGUACGGAAAUUUCGGUCAAAAAUUUCCGUCAAAUGGUACUGGUAUUUUUUUGGGCACCGAAAACAGUAACGGGAUUGAGUUGUGCCAUUUACAAAAUACCGGUAACUUUUUCGCUUUCUCUCGACAUGAAGCCUGGCACUGGUAAUCCAAGCAAAUGGUACAGAAAAUUUCGGUCGUUUCGAUAAAAACGGGAAAAAGGUAAUACCUCGAAAAGUAUCACUUUUUUCCGGAAAAUUUCCAACCGGAUGAACCGUUCUAUUUAAAUUCUCCCCGGAAUUUCCGGGUUUUCCAUUCAAAUGGUAAGCGCUCACUGUCUGAUAACUCGAAUUCUCUGACUUACAAACCACAAAAGGGGCAAAGUCCAACACCUUCAUGUGCCAAUGAUGAAAAUUGUGACAUAUCUUAAAGCUAUUCGGUAUUCGACGAGAUUCAUUAUCUUAAGAAACCAUGAAGAAACCUUAAAACCUUUGAGUGUUCCCUUUAAGCAACGUUUGGUGAGUUGAUAUUCAUAGCACUUUAACAAUUUACUUAUUUUGAAACAGAUGUCAGAAGGAAAGACAAAGAAAAGUGAAUCUAUAGUAUGAGGAUCGACUAGGCUGUGGAGGGGAUUCUUUUACCGGUCACAUUCCACAGGUCACGAUUACAGUUCCAAGUAAUUUCACCUCGAUCAAAAACAACCGUUUUGGACAAGGAUUAGGACUAGGAGACACUUUUGGUCUAGUCGGCUAGCCAGCCGUUUUUAGUGUCGUCACGCAACGCUCCUGCGUGACGACACUAAAAACGGCUGUGUAGCAGACUAUUUCUGGUCUUGUUUUUUUAUCUGUAGCACGGUGACCCAUAUUCUGACCUGUGGAAUGUGACCUGUACAAAAUACCUGCCGCUCAACUGUGCGCAGCGGUUCGCUUUUUCAUUAAUGAACAGCAAUCCUCAAUUUCGCCCAAAAUAGUCUUAAUUUAGGACUGAAACAGUAGGUUGUUGAUACGGUUACACUGAAGCAUUCAAAAUAGCUCACGCACGUUAAACGUGCCUAUAUUUAUCUACACAGUCAUUUUUUUAAACUGCUUUUAUCACGUUUUGCCCACAUGAUAUCUCUCGGCGCGGAUGCGCACAGAGAAAGACCACGUUAAUACUAUACGUCAUAUUCUUAGUACUUUUUUUGAAGUGGAUACGAUACUACGAUGCACACUCUGUUCGUAUUACCGGUACAUGAAAGGGUAGAAAUUUUACAAUUUGAAGUAAUUUAAAGGUAGGCAAAUCGGAUCAAUUUAGGUCUCUUGGUUAACUGACCACCUACCCCUCCCCUAAGCCAACAUUUUGCCCUAAAGUGUUAAUGUUAGCUGAGGGGAGGGGUAGGUGGGCAGUUUCCCAGAAACCUAAACUUGAUCCGGGAAAUCCAUCAUUUCGGUUUAUAAAACGUCCCAAGAGGACUUGCAGACGCAUUGUAUGGCUGUGAAAAAGUCCAGAAAUUAUGACGUUCUAGUUUUGCGAUUUAUUCAGCUGCAUGUACAGUUCUAAAUUAGGUCAUAGUCAACAGCGUUUUCUUUAACAACUGAUAAAUAUGUAUACAUUUUUGCUGGUGAGUAUUACCAUAGUUACAAUUCAACAACAAAAUACAUAUCAGGGGCAAAAUUGAUCGGCGAUAAGUUUAAGAAUUUAUGUCUAGUUGAGAUGGAGAUGGAGAUGAUAGAAAUUUAAUAAAAAUGGCGACCUUCAAAUCCUGCUUACCGUGUGGCACGAAAUUUUGCGAGACUUUAUUUUUGCGGAUUGGCGAUUUUUCGUGUUUUGUGGGAACUAAUUUUUACGAUUAGGACAGAUUGGUUUUUCUUGCUGGGAAUUAAUUUUUGCGAUUUUCAGAAAGUACCCAGUACCCAGCAUUGAUAAUAUUUUCCUUUUCAUUGAGUACGUGCAAUAGUAUACAACUAGCCCCCGAAGGGGAGGUGAAUAGUGGUGGUUCGCGUCUCGGUAUAUAUCUAGCCCUAUGAACCGACCCUGAGGGAGAUAGUCGUUUUAGUAUUUACCAAAUCAGUUGGAUAAAAAUCAAAAAGGAACUUUUUGUAAAUAAAAGACGUCACUUAGAUAGAGUUUGUUUACGUUGCAAUUGACAGUGUUUUUUAUUUUUUAUUUCAUUUAUUCCUCCAAUUUCUAGCUGAUACAUAGUUAUGUAAAUGUAAGGUGAAAAAAGUAAUAUAGUAAGAGAUAAAGAUUUACAAAGGAAAAAAACGCGUAAAACAGAAAUUACAACACUUAAAUUGAAUUACAUUGUAUAUUGGAAGGAGAGGAGAGGGGCACAUCUACAGUCACAGACAAAAGUAGUUGGGAAGGUUGUACAACUUAACAGUAGUCCAUUUUGACCCUGAAAAAAGAGAGUUUUCUCUUUUGCUAAAUAUCCCCCUUCCCCCCUUAUUCAAUGUUGAGAUAUAACAGAACAAUUACGCAUACAAACAUUAACGUUUUAAUCAACAUUGGGCCAGGGGCGGGGGGAGGAAGGAAAAGAAGAGGUAAAAAGGGCAACCUUCCCGACACUUUUGACCAUGAUUGUAGAUAAACUAAUAUUGUGCCCCUUAAAGUUAUGUAUAACAAAGGACUUGAGAUUAUUAAUAAAAAAGUAAAGGAAAAAUGACAAAAUAGCUCAGAAAGUUAUAAAAGAGAUAAUGUUUAUUAGUAUGUUUUGGGUAACAUUUGUUAUGAUUUUGUUGCAUAUUCAGUGAGAAAAUUUUUUUCUACCGACCAGUAAACGCCGACAAGCCAAAUUUUGUCUCUUUCUUUGUAUUUGCUGGUACAGCUGCUUCAUUUACCGCUAAAAUUUCAUCUUUGGAAACUGUCGCGAAACGAGAAGCCAUUUUGAAUCCCGUCUCAAAACAGUGAAUAUCCAAGGAUAUUCCGAGUUACGGGGAGCCAAUCAGAAUGCGCGAAAAUCGCUAUCCACUGAUUUGGUGAAUACUAAAAAUAAUAUUUUCAAACAAUACCACGGUGUACGUACCCUAUGUAAAACCAGUAUUUCAUUGUAUACCGUUUUGUUUCUGAACGAAAGAGGCAAGUUGUAAUUGAACAGACACGAUUUCUUAGUACUGCAUUUUUGUGUGGCGAAUUUAAGUUAAAGAAUAUUUACUCUGGAGUCCAUUUUUGCAGGAAAAAUGUUUGCGGUAAUUUUUAUUUGCGGGAACUUACUUUUGCGGAUGGCUGGAAAAAUCGCAAAAAUUAGACCCCGCAAAAAUUUAGUGCCACUCGGUAUUUAACAAAGAAAAGUGAACCUCUACAAUAAAAAAACCACAAAGACAAGAUCGACAGUUUUGUCAGGUCGCUCUUGUUGCAAAAACGAAUGAGACAAUUUAUAUGCGGGCAUGACAAAGCACUAAUUUUUUUCUUGCUGAAAAGCUUUUAUUGACAAGGGUUUCUUAAAGUACCUGAAGGUAUCAUUAGUGUAAUAAUGUAAUUUCAUUACACGUACGCUCUCUAAUGUAUCGUACUGACCCAGUCGACCCCACGCAUCGGUCACCUGGCGAGGGGUAAUGAUAUGUAAUUCACGAUAUAUAAAAUUAGAAUAACUUGCGUUUUUCAAGCGUUUUCUCCUCCAUCCAUUUUCUAGGUUCAAAAACUGGAAACGAUAGACGUUAAGUCUGAAGUUAAACAAUUCAUUAAGAAACCCUCGGACACAAUAGAUCACCGUGGCGGCCUCGACAGAAAACACCGGUCUCGGCGUUUUGCAUUGCACAAGAACACGUGGUCCAGGACUAAUUUGACUUGGACUAUCCCAUCCGGAAGCCAUCCCUCUUCCGUAACGAGCUCUGACUUUAAAGAUAUUAUGACCACGGCUUUCAGAAUGUGGGCUGAAGUAAGCAGGUUUACUUUCCACUAUGAGGAUCCUCGGAAUAAAGUAGACAUAGAAGUCAGUGUUAAAUCAAGUAGGUAACAAUAUCGUCCUACUAAGAAUGGCAAUCUUGCCUCAGGGCUCCUCCUUCUCCCUUGUGGCCAUGUGCACACGAAUCCGGUUAUUUUUUGAAACCGCGUAUUCUUUAUCUGGUUAUCGUGGGGACCGGGCCUUAAAUGGCCCUGGAGAGCGCUGUCCAGAUUCACUGGUUUCGUAUGGUGGGAAGAACAAUUGGUGUAAAAAAAAAAAGUACGCGGAUUCAAAAAUGUCCGGACGUAGCCUUAAAUGGAAGGGGCGCUGAAAGGGCUGGGGACGAGGUUGGUAAGGAUAGGCCAUUUCUGAGUUCCAAAAUCUCUCACUUUCAAAACGAGGCUGAGUGCAAAACCUUUCUUGUGAAAAUAAGUUUUGUUUGCAUGAGAAUAAAAAAUCAUUUUGGUCCGCACUUAACCGCGCUUUGAAACAGAUGCGACUUGUGCAAUGUUGCCAUGGCAAUUUUGUAAUUUCGCACGUUAAAUCAAACAUUAUCGCUGAAAUUUCGCGUCAAAAUAAAAGACGCUGUGUCACGAAAUUUAUUGGAACUCGUUCAGCGGGAACUGCCACCAAACUGAAUGAAACGUGUACUCGUAGUCCAUGUACUCGUGUUACGGUGUUUUUACGGAUCAGAUUAUUUUUAGAACGGUUUUGGCGCAAAUUUAGAAUAUCUUUUAAGUCUCACAAAACAGUCAAAAAAAGCCUACAGGCCUCAAAAUGAUAAUUUGUGCCUCUUAAUGACGUUACCUUUUACUUUUUGAUAUCUAAUUCUUUGAAUGCGUUCAUAGACGUGGCGGAGAUUCCAUUUUCGAGGGAAGAAUUGCCCUAAAUCUGUCUUAAAAUAAACUAGUCUGUAAAAACGCCUUGACACUGGCCUAGUAUGGGAGUUGCACGCUCCGGGUUAUGCGCUCCUGGUUGUGAACAGCGCCUUUAAGGAGUAAUUUGUCACCCAUGAUAUUAUUUGUGUAAUGUCAGAGACUUUUCAUGCGUGGUUUACCAUUUUGCUCAAGUUGACGCGGCUUCGGCCAUUCUUAAGCAAAUAAAUCCUCUGCUGCCUAGGAUAAUUAAGCCGUUCUCUUUGACAAGUGUCAGCAGAUAAGGUGUACAGUAUGUGUAAUGAUCCGCCAUUCUAGACUACGAGUACUGUCGCCUUUUCUCGCGUGGGGUGAUUUUCACGCGCGCUCGCGUUUUGCUCGCUCUACUAUCCCUGAGGAAAAAUGGGGAACUACUCGUAGUCUACCGCCAUUCCAUUUCCUGAUUGUGUUUAAUUUUCAGUUGGCUUUCUUCUUAGAGUGGCAUAAUUGCAACGCAGGUGCUUUCGACGGCCCGGGAGGAAAAAUCGCUCACGCGUCAUACCCCGAAAUAAGUUCGCCAUCUUUUAUUCACUUUGAUGGAGAUGAACAGUGGACCGUUUCUGAUGGGACAAGUAAUAAAUAUAGCCUUUUACCGGUAGCAUUGCAUGAGGUAGGGCAUGUUCUUGGACUGAAGCACUCUUCAAACACAACCGCUGUGAUGUAUGAGAAGUACAAUAAAGACAAGAGGUCCAUUCAGCUCGAUGACGACGAUGUGGCUGGUAUCCAGCAGAAGUAUGGUGGGUUCAAUUGUCUUUAACUUUAUCUAUAUUUUACCCAGUUCAACCCUUGGAAUAUGUGAAUUUUACCAAUGUUAUUUUUAGACCAAUUAAACGAUUAAAAGUUGGUUUCCAGUGAGGUCCGCAAAUAUGUUCAGUUUUGUCAAGAGCGAAUUCAACAGUAUUCUCCACUGAUUGCUUUAAGGCAAUCGCGCCUGGACUUGAUGACGUUUUAAAUAAGCGAUUAAAAUGGGCGGACGUCUCAGGAACCUCUCGACAUAUUUCAAUUGAAAUUCACAUAUCCCGACCAACGCCCUAAGAUUCCCUCUGUGUCCAUUAUUCUCUCUUGCCUUUAUUCAUUUGCAGUAUUGCAGGGAGCGGGUUUGGCGCGAUGGUGAGGGCAUCCGCCUCACUGGUGGAAGGCGAAUGCUCGGUGUGGCCUGGGUUCAAAUUCCGGCGUCGACGCCAUGCGUUUGUUGAGUUUAAGCCAGUCUUUAUCCCUCUUCUCAAAAACCAUGAACAUUUCCAAAUUCCAAUUAUACCAGAAAUGGUCGACGAAGAACGAUUAUGUGGGUGUACUGGUCUCUACAUCCUUUGUUUAUUCCGCUGGCCAGUUAUGUCGAAAAAUGAUAUCUAACGUUGUUACUGUGCCGUUAAGUUUUAUAAUCAGCUAUCACCCUCUUUUAAGGGGUCACUUAUCAAAGACUUAUAAUGGAACUAUAUGAAGCGGUCACGGUCACCCUUUCCUCCUAGCUCAGCUUUACUGAGCUAUUAGUUAUUGUCUUUCCCUUUGUUAAGUAGUACUCUUUUCCAUGCUCUUAGCUUGUCGUGGUCUAGGUAGGAUGCUUGCGUCGUAACUCGUAAAAAUGACUUCGCCUUUCCUCAAACCUUUCGCGAUUAUUCCAGUUCAGGAACGGUACCCAAGCGUAGCGGAAAGAGAGAGAUAAUUCCUUAUCGUGUGUUUUGUGUCGUCCAAAAAAGCUUUGUCAUAUUCAGAGACCCUUUCAGCGUCUGAUAUUACAGUAAUACUUUUCUGAACUCUGACAAAACAGGUUCUUGUAUUUUGACGCUUAUACUACUACAUGAGAGAUUUCUGCAAUUUGAUUGGCUUAGAGCAUUGAUAUUUCAGCUUAAUUUGAAAUACCUACAUGUGAAAAUUACAAAACUUUUGCGGGUAGUAGUAUAAGCAAAUAAUAGCAUGAUUUUGUACGUGAUAUUUGGCAUAAAUACCACUCGUGAAAUUUCAAAAUUGUCUCAAAUUUCACUCGCGUAUCGGCUCGUGAAAUUAAGUGUAACAAUUUUAAAAUAUCACUCUUGGUAUUUAUGUCAAAUAUCACUACAAAUCAUGUUAUUACCUAUACAAAUAUUGUGAUUAAGGCUAAGUAGGUACUUGAUAAGGCUUUUAAUUUCUGUGAAGGAGAUACACAUUGAUUUUUGACUGACAGAAAAAUAAAUAAACGUGGGUUAAAAAUACAAGAUAUAUUCUCAACUUUACUGUUAUAACCCUAACAAAACUAAUAACAGAAUUUAUAUACAGUUUGGUACUAUAUAUUUUAGUUAUACUUAAAUUAACAAGCUAAAUUACAUAAAUUACGUGUUUAUCAUAAUAUAACUGUAACCCACAUAUAAGAACUUGGCUAAGCAGGUUCUUUUGCUUUAGUUUUGGGUAUUAAAGUCGCAAAUCUCUGCCAGAAAGUUCUUAAUCGCAGUUCUUAUACGCGCUUUUUUUUUUUUUUUUUUUCACUGUAACAAGUUUACCACUAUAUAUCACUCCACGCUCGCGAAAUUAUUGUAGUCGCGUGACCGCACGUUCCCCCAUCCACCCGUCCGUCCUCGCCAUAGGAAACCAAUGUGAAAUCUCACACUUUUUAGCUUGUUUGGCAGGCUGCAACCUGAUGAUGCACAUCCAUGUUGUGGUCAAUAGACAGCUGUCAAAACAGGGUAUCUACUGACCAGUAUUACAUGACCUUAUCGCGGGCUCAACUCUUAGUCGAUUUAUUUGCACUGGUUACAAGUUUAUUGUCUGAAGUAAAUGAUAAAUUUAUCAGCGGGAGCUUCGCCUUUAGCCUUGGAUAAAUCUAUAUAUCACCAUUCUUUGCAGGUCAAUGUGAGCCCAAGUACCUGCAGGCAGCUGGUGUUUCACAAUCUCAAACGUACUUUUUCAAACAUGACGUCAUGUGGCGUUACAAUCACCGUAAAGACGAGAGUGAGCGAGGUUACCCGAGAAAAAUUUCUAGAAAAUGGAGUGGUCUCCCAGCGAAAAUCGAUUCUAUGUUUGAAUGGAGAGGGAAUACAUACUUUGUCGCUGGUGACUAUGUUUACAGAACAAACCAGCUAAAUAACGGUAUUGAUCCUGGAUAUCCCAAAUAUAUCUUCAGUCAAUUUCAAUUUUCUACCAGUUAUUAUUCCCCACAGUCAGGGCCUACUGUCCUUGCUGUAUCUGAAUUUGACGAUGGAUAUUUAUAUAUUUUUAGAGGAUCGGAGGUGUUUCGGGUUGAUAAACAGUACUAUAACCUUAUUCCAUAUGGAUGGCCUAAAUCAAUUAGCACGGUUUUCCCCGACUUCCCUCUCAAAAUAGACAGCAUUUUCUAUAAUGAGGAAAAUGACAAAUUAGUAUACAUUUUUUCGGGUGAGUAUUACUAUACAUACAGUUCAACAGCAAAACAAACAUCAGGACCAUAUCCGAUAAAGAAUAAGUUUAAGAAUUUAUGUCUAGUAUAG